UAUCAUGCACCUUGUCUCUUAUUUAAAUGGAUCUGGAGUCCGGUUUCGAGUUCUGAAUGUGCACAUACACAAAUUUCUGAGCACCAAAAUUAUAGUCAGAAGUGUUUAAAAACCUGUUUUUGCCUUUGUUGCUUUCCUACUCGCAAGUGUUGUUUUAUUUGUCCUUUUGAUCUCUCGUUAUUUGUGAGCACCAACGCUGUGUUUGUUCCAAGAAAUUAGCAUAAAUGGCAACCAGUAGUAGUACCAAUACCAAUACUUCCAAAGCAGAGCAAGUUGAGAAAAACAUGGAACGACUCCGACUCCGACUCCAACUCCGACUCCUUCAGAAAUGGAAUCCCCCAAAGGUCCCCGUGUACAAUGUCUACCACAGAAGAGGAAUCUUCGAGUUCAAACCACCUAUGUACGAGAUCAAAAUACUAGAAAAUACAGUUUUCAUCCGAGGUGAAUUCGAGGAGUUUCAAUUGCUCGAAAAACGAGCAAUAGAAGAACAUAGGAGGAAGUACAUUUUUCUCCAUUUUGGGUUAGUACAAGUAGCUGUGAAGCCACUGACUGCAACUGGAUUAAAGAGCUCCGUGCUAGUCUGUCUGCGUGAUCGUCGCUUCCUUUACUUCAAAGAUUCUCUGACAGCUGUUGCUCAGUCUAAGUUGAGUGAUGGCCCAAUUUAUUUUAAUUGCUAUCCAAAUCACCCAGUGUCUUUAUCGGACCCACAUAUCCUUAUGAACAUAAACCUGAGCAUCAAAACUGAUGAUUUACAGGAGGAAGGGUCAGUAGUAGCGGAUCAUAUAGCUGUUUCUUACAGGGUUUAUUACAGAGUAUCCAAUAAUGAAUCUUACAAAUCAAAAGUGUCUUCCUCUGGACGCAAACCCACUUUUGUAGAGAUCAAUCUGCUGAGAAACGAUAAGGUUAGUGUUUCCAAGACAAUGGAGUGGGAUUCGUUUCAAGUCCCAGAAAGAUGGAAUGUGAGAGAGGAGGAGUGAUCAAGCCAAGCAGAAGAGUAGUUAGGCCACUGGUGGAUGAUGAUGAAUGAAGAAUAUUUUUGGAAAACUAUAGUGUGUAUUGUGUUUGUGGUAUGUCAGAUAUUAGUUCAGUAUUGCUAUAUCUGUAUGUAUAUAUAGUAUUAGUAUGAGCUCUCUGUUGGUCUUUGUUGGUUAUAAUAUUGCUGUGUAUUUGUUGGUAUCAACUCUUUGGUAGCUGGCUGCUUAUUGCAUGUUAAAAUAUUAGUGUGUAUUAUCUUUAUCACAUGUGAUAUGAGGUGAAUAUUUUUAUCUCCAA
Messenger RNA from Camellia sinensis, 1272 nucleotides. Lineage: Eukaryota; Viridiplantae; Streptophyta; Magnoliopsida; Ericales; Theaceae. The record is from RefSeq and is a predicted model, not a curated record.